CCAAAAUUGUCCCGUCUCCCGCUCAGCGCCUACCUUUUGUGUCUCCCCCCACCACUCGCCACAAGCCCGUCUUAAUUCGCAAUGGCCGCCCCCGCCCCCCCCGUCGCCGCCGACCCCGCCAGGACCGCCGACCCCUCCGCGUACUCUGGUCCUGACGUCGGCGCAGAGUCUGGAUCCAAGCAGGAGGAAAAGCUGCUCUACACUUUUGAGACCCUUGCCCAGCACAACACCAGGGAAGAACUCUGGAUGCUGUUGCAUGACAAGGUCUAUGACGUUACUGCGUUCAUGGACGAGCACCCCGGUGGAGAUGAAGUUUUGCUUGAAGAAGCUGGACGGGACGCAACGGAGGCCUUUGAGGAUGUCGGACACUCUGAUGAAGCGAGGGAAAUGUUGACAAAGAUGUAUUUGGGAGAGUUCCAGGGAGAGAAGAAGGGCAAGGCGAAGAAAGGUUCAAGCAGUACCGGUACUUCUAGCUCAUCAUCUUCUGGUUUCCCCACUUGGACAAUCCCUCUCGCCUUGUUCGUCGCCUUUCUUGCUUGGCGUCUCCUCCUCGCCUAAGUGUCGGGCGUCUUCUGAUGGGUUUUGUCUUUGGGAUUGAUUUAGGGAUGAGGGUGCUUAGCACGAUUUCGGUAGACUUGUCUGUUCAUG
Molecule: messenger RNA, 648 nt
Organism: Cryptococcus deneoformans JEC21
Lineage: Eukaryota; Fungi; Basidiomycota; Tremellomycetes; Tremellales; Cryptococcaceae
Product: cytochrome b5, putative
Exons: 5
Coding region: 82-558 (158 amino acids)
Cellular component (GO): intracellular membrane-bounded organelle; endoplasmic reticulum membrane
Molecular function (GO): heme binding
Source: RefSeq, a predicted model, not a curated record